GCAAGUGCUGGUACCUUUCUCUCUCUAAAUUUAAUAAAGAUACCCUCUCAUCCAUCCCUACGCAAUUUGCCUCAGACUUGAGACUUGAGACUCCCUCCUCUCUAGUAACAAGACAAACUUGCCUUUCGAAUUCUCCAUCAGAUCUCUUUCAUCUCACGGGCGAAGCACGACAGGGCGGUAGAUGAGGUGUCGGAGGCACCACCCGCCGGACCUCAGCAGCACCGUCGGUGUCUGCGCCUCUUGUCUCCGGGAGCGUCUCCAAGUACUCAUCGCAGCACAAGAGAAGGCGCAUCUAGCGCGCGUUUCCUCACGCGCCUCCGACGAUCACCCUCGGAAAUCUGAUCCUAUCCCUCCUCCUCCGCUCGUCUUCCCUCGUUCCGUCUCGCCGUAUGUCUCUCGCCGGAAAUCGGACUAUGCCAGCUGGCAGAGCUGUGACAGGCAUAACAAUCUCUUCUAUAGCACGCCGCAGCUUGGCCCUACCUUCGGUACCGGCAAUUCUGAGGCUAAUUCAGGAUUCCCUGGCAGAACGAGUUCGUCAUUCAAGAAGAAGACGGGAAGGUUCUGGAUUUUCUCCAGUCUGUUCAGAUCUAGAUCCGAUAAAUUCGAAGCGAAUCCGAGGAUUGCUUCUCAGGAAUCAUGCGAACCAUCUUCAUCGGUGUCUCCCUCAUGGUUCUCGAUGAUUUUUCCGGCUUGGCGGAAGAAUAUGGAUAGGAUGAACUCUCUAGAAGUUUCCACCGCCACAGGGCGGAGGCGUUUUCGGCAAACAGAUCGGGGAAUGUCACCGGUGGCAAACGAAAGUUGUGUGGUCGAUUGCCAUGGAUGUGACCGAUCCCCUUCAGCCGGUGGCUACUCGACGGAAACGUCUCCUCGGUGGCGGAAAACGCCAUCGACAGCACCGUAUACGACGCGUCGUUCCCGCCACGUAAGGAACGUAUCAGGCAUGGGCUUUUGCUUAAGUCCAUUGGUGAGGGCGAGCCCGAACCCUCACUGGAACCCCAAGGGAUUGCCUCCGGAGGUGGCUACGGCGGGGGAGAUGAGAGGCACGGCGGCAGGGAAGCCUCACCUCUCCACUGCGUCGUCGUUUUGUGCAAACCGCUCCAGGAAGCUUGCUGACUUCGGAAGAGCCAACCACAUCCGUUGAUCACGAUGACCAUUGACCUUGUACGGUGACACUUCCCAUGUGUUGCCUCUUCCUCCUUGUUGGUUUCUGCACAUCCGAUUUUUUUUUUUUUUAAUUUGAACAAAAGAGAGAUUCUUUCUUCUUCUUCUUCUUUUAAAUUUUUGCCUUAUUUUUUAAAAACAAUUUCUGUACACAGUUGCUUACUACAAGAAAGAGAAAGUGUGUUCUUUAAAUUUUAAUAGUAUUAUUGAUAUUGAUAUUGAA
This is a messenger RNA of Prosopis cineraria, 1384 nucleotides long. RefSeq lists its product as uncharacterized. The record is from RefSeq and is a predicted model, not a curated record. Bases 182 to 1141 code for a protein of 319 amino acids. The transcript has 2 exons. Lineage: Eukaryota; Viridiplantae; Streptophyta; Magnoliopsida; Fabales; Fabaceae.